This is a messenger RNA of Cynocephalus volans (Philippine flying lemur), 1647 nucleotides long. Its product is annotated as transmembrane protease serine 11F. Bases 1 to 1647 code for a protein of 548 amino acids. Gene Ontology annotation, molecular function: serine-type endopeptidase activity. The record is from RefSeq and is a predicted model, not a curated record. Lineage: Eukaryota; Metazoa; Chordata; Mammalia; Dermoptera; Cynocephalidae. Gene Ontology annotation, biological process: proteolysis. The transcript has 10 exons.
AUGGCGGCCUAUUCUAACCCAUUUAAUGUCUGGCUGCUAUGUGGAGUAAAUGGCAGCUGCACAGAUCUGUCGCCGCUUGCUUUUCUUAGAGGAGGAGGCUGGGGGAAUGCCACCUUUUCGUGGAAUGUGUCUGCUCCUUUUGAGUCUUCGGUUUCUGUCUCAAUGCCUGGAAAAAAUACGUCUGUACCGUCGACACCUGUCUGCCUUUACCCCCCUUUUGUGUUUAUUUUAACUCAAAACUCAGUGCCAGACAAUCAACUUACUUGCACAAAUGUUUCCUGUUUUUAUGCUCAAUGUUGGGAUGCUGCUAACUUUAGCUUGGCUGUGGUUGCUCGAAUGCCUAGACCAGUUGAACUUUCAGAAGCUGAAUACCCACAAGUUGAAUAUCAAAGAAGAGAGCAAUUUUGGGACCCUAUACGGCUAGCUCUUUUCACAUUGGCAAUUGCGGCAAUCAUAGGAAUUGCAAUUGGAAUUGUUACUCAUUUUGUUGUUGAGGAUGAUAAGUCAUUCUAUUACCUUGCUUCUUUUAAAGUCACAAACAUCAAAUACAGAGAAAAUUAUGGUGUAAAAUCCUCAAGAGAGUUUAUAGAAAGGAGUCAUCAGAUUGAGAGAAUGAUGUCUAGGAUAUUUCGACGUUCUGGAGGGGGUCGAUUUAUCAAAUCUCAUGUUAUCAAAUUAAGUCCAGAUGAACAAGGUGUGAAUAUUCUUAUGGUGCUCAUGUUUCGAUACCCGUCUACUGAUAGUGCUGAACGAAUCAAGGAAAAAGUUGGAAAGAUUUUAUAUCAAAGUCUGAAGACCAGACAGUUACCUUUGACCAUAAGCAAACCAUCAUUUAGACUCACACCUAUUGACAGCAAAAGGAUGAGGAACCUUCUCAACAGUCGCUGUGGGAUAAGGAUGACAUUUUCAAACAUGCCAUUACCAGCAUCAUCUUCUACUGAAAGGAUUGUCCAUGGAAGAGAAACAGCUGUGGAAGGGGAGUGGCCAUGGCAGGCCAGCCUUCAGCUUAUAGGGGCAGGACAUCAGUGCGGAGCCAGUCUCAUCAGUAACACGUGGCUGCUCACAGCAGCUCACUGCUUCCGGAGAAAUAAAGACCCAAGUAAAUGGAUUGUCACUUUUGGUACAACUAUAACACCGCCUGCAGUGAAACGAAGUGUGGGGAAAAUUAUACUUCAUGAAAAUUACCAUAAAGAAACAAAUGAAAAUGACAUUGCCUUGGCUCAGCUCACAACCCGAGUUGAGUUUUCAAAUAUAGUCCAGAGAGUUUGCCUCCCAGAUUUGUCUAUCAGGUUGCCACCUAAAACAAGUGUAUUUGUCACAGGAUUUGGAUCCAUUGUAGAUGAUGGACCUACACAAAAUAAACUUCGUCAAGCCAGGGUGGAAACCAUAAGCACUGAUGUAUGUAACAGAAAGGAUGUGUAUGAUGGCCUGGUAACUUCAGGAAUGUUAUGUGCUGGAUUCAUGGAAGGAAAAGUAGAUGCAUGUAAGGGUGAUUCUGGUGGACCUCUGGUGUAUGAUAAUCAUGACAUCUGGUAUAUUGUUGGAAUAGUAAGUUGGGGACAAUCAUGUGCUCUUCCCAAAAAACCUGGGGUCUACACGAGAGUGGCCAAGUAUCGUGACUGGAUUGCCUCAAAGACUGGUAUCUAG